GCCGUGUCCCCUCCGCCGGGACGCGCCGCUGCCGCUCGGGAAGAGGCGGGUCUUGCGCGCCCUGCGCUCGCUAUGGCGGCCCGGGCGGCUAAGUGAGCGGCUCCGCGGACCCCGAGCGGGGCCCCAGCCGCGCCCUGAGCCGCCGCCGGGCGCCCGGGGCCAUGCGGCCGACUCGGCUGUGGUCGCUGCUGCUGCUGCUGCUGCUCGGAGCCUGCGCCGCGGCCGACGCCCUCCAGCCAGACUCUCUUUCCCAGCUGCCCGCUCCUCAGCACCCGAGGAUUCGCCUGUACAACGAAGAACAGGUCCUGAGUUGGGAGCCAGUGACCCUGAGCAAUGGCACGAGGCCUGUGGUCUACCGGGUGCAGUUUAAAUACAGCGGUGAUGAAUGGCUGACGGUGGACACGUCCAUAGGGGUGAAUUGUACACAGAUCACAGCGACAGAGUGUGACUUCACUGCGGCCAGCCCCUCAGCGGGCUUCCCAAUGGAUUUCAAUGUCACUCUACGCCUUCGAGCUGAGCUGGGAGCACUCCAUUCUGCCUGGGUGACAAUGCCUUGGUUUCAACACUAUCGGAAUGUGACUGUCGGGCCUCCAAAAAACAUCGAGGUGACCCCAGGAGAAGGCUCCCUCAUCAUCAGGUUCUCCUCUCCCUUUGACAUCCCUCAUACCUCCACGGCCUAUUUUUGGUACUAUGUCUAUUACUGGGAAGAAGCUGGAGUCCAACAGGUCAAAGGCCCUUUCAGAAGCAACUCCAUUUCGUUGGAUAACUUGAAACCCUUCAGAGUGUACUGUUUACAAGUCCAGGCACAGCUGCUUUGGAACAAAAGUAACGUAAAUGGGCACCUAAGCAACACAUCUUGCUACAAAAUCAUGGCAGAUGCCUCCACCAAGCUUCAGCAAGUCAUCCUGAUCUCUGUGGGAACAUUUUCAUUGAUGUCGGUGCUGGCAGGGGCCUGUUUCUUCCUGGUCCUGAAAUACAGAGCCCUGAUUAAACAUUGGUUUCAUACUCCGCCAAGCAUCCCGUCACAGAUAGAAGAGUAUUUAAAGGACCCUGCUCAGCCCAUCUUAGAUGCCUUGGACAAGGACAGCUCACCAAAGGAUGACGUCUGGGACUCUGUGUCCAUCAUUUCAUUUCCAGAAAAGGGGCAAGAAGAUGUUCUCCAAACACAUUGAACCAACGCAUGGGUCUAGCCCACCAGCCCCCUGGAAGAGGCCAUCAAGCCAACAGAGCUGCUGGAGUUCUGUCUGGACUUUACAGAGACCAGUAUUCCCUUUUCCUGCCUCUAAAAGGCAUGUCCCUGCCUUGUGAGAGACAGUGGGUCUCGGGGAGUGACAAGCUUUUCUUUUUUCUUGAAGAAUUUUCAAAAUCAUACAAGUUUCCGGAAUGAUUCUACGGAGAUAUCCCAGGAAAAUUAAGGCUUCUCUUAAACACUAAAAAGGCAUGUAAUUGCUUGUUAGCAAAAUGGAUAUGACACAUCUCUGAUACAUUUUUUAUUGGUUGGGCUGAGCGGUGAGAAGACCUGUCUUCAUCUUCUCAACUUUGGCAAAUGAGCCAGAGCCCCUUGGGCAGGUCACACAACCUGUCCCAGCCUGUCCCAGAGAGUGACCUGAAUGGCCCUUCACAUUCAGUGUGCUGGCUUCAAAUGUAAUUAAUCCUGUAAAUAUAUUCCUAGUAACUUAAGAUUUUUUUUUUUUUUUUUU
Messenger RNA from Cebus imitator (Panamanian white-faced capuchin), 1700 nucleotides. RefSeq names its product interferon gamma receptor 2 (gene IFNGR2). The transcript is spliced from 7 exons. Lineage: Eukaryota; Metazoa; Chordata; Mammalia; Primates; Cebidae. The coding region runs from base 162 to 1172 and encodes 336 amino acids. Gene Ontology annotation, molecular function: protein binding. The record is from RefSeq and is a predicted model, not a curated record.